Lodderomyces beijingensis is the source of this 996-nucleotide messenger RNA. NCBI's taxonomy places the organism in Eukaryota, Fungi, Ascomycota, Pichiomycetes, Serinales, Debaryomycetaceae. The record is from the annotation of a GenBank genome assembly.
AUGUUAUCUUUGUCGCAUUACUCAUUGAAUCAUCAGCAACACCAUCCGCAGGUUCCCAUGAGUCCAAUCACGUCACCCAAGCCGGCAGUGGUGCAGUUAACAGAUAUCGAGCAACAGAGCCAGUAUCUCCACCAGCAGCACCAGCAGGCUGCAGUCACGUUGCCCUCGAUCCACUCGUUGAACAUUCCCUCCUUUCCUCCACUUGAGAAAAACUACACAUUACAACACCACCGGGGCAACUUUGCCCACGUGAGCCACUCUGUUUCGCCCCAGCAGCCUUUUCCAAGCUUACAGGCUCUGGUCACGACUCCCUCUCCGGCUUUGGCGCCGCUCUAUCACUCGCACAGCCUCAGCAGCCACUCGCACUUGGAACACGAAGAUGGCGGCGGCGGCGCAGCAGCCACAACAGGAGCCGCAAAUGAAGACGAAGAAGAAGAGGAAAUUGGCACUCAUGAAUCAACCGUGCCUUCCCCUUCAACUUCUCCCUUUCCCGACCAGAGAAAGAACCCCACUUGGAAACCAAGAAAAAAGAGACAAUGCCCCGAGUGCAAAUUGCACUUCAGCAACUUGGCUACCCACAAGUCAACCCACUUGAACCCGACGAAUAGACCUCACAUUUGCGAAUACUGCCAGCGCGGAUUCGCGAGACCCAACGAUUUGUUCAGACACACAAAGUGUCACUGGAAGGAGAUUGGUAGCGACAAGGGCCAGUUCAAAUGCCCCUUCAAGAGCGAAGGAGCCAGCAAGGAUGCCGACCACCACCACCAGCAGCAACAGCAGUGCUGCCACAACACGGGCAUGUUUAGCAGAUGCGACACUUUCAAAAAUCACUUGAAAGCCAUCCACUUUCAAUACCCCAACGGCACCAAAAAAGAGCUGAGAUCGAAAGUCAAGGGCAGGUGCCGGCUGUGCCAGAUGGAGUUUGACAAUGUCGACAUCUGGCUAAAGAGCCACAUCGACACCAAGCAGUGUAACCGAAUGGUAUUCCACGAGUAA